Molecule: messenger RNA, 1803 nt
Organism: Phacochoerus africanus (Common warthog)
Lineage: Eukaryota; Metazoa; Chordata; Mammalia; Artiodactyla; Suidae
Gene: HMG20B
Product: high mobility group 20B
Exons: 9
Coding region: 528-1187 (219 amino acids)
Biological process (GO): regulation of gene expression
Cellular component (GO): nucleus
Source: RefSeq, a predicted model, not a curated record
ACAGCCGCAGAAGUCGGGGCCCUGCGAGAGAGCGGGGGGCGCGGGGGUCCCAGGAUCAGGGCGGGGCCCCUCCCGAGCCGGGGGUUGCGGACCUGGGUCUCCUGGGGGGCGAUCGUCCAACAAAGGAUCCCUGGGGCGCCCGCCCUCGAGGGCCUCCCUGUCCCCGGAUCCUGCCCCCCCGGCAUUCCGGGGCUCCACAGCCAGACCCCGCCGUCAGCUGCUCGAGAGACCCUCACUCGGCCACGAUUGUGCGUUCCAGGUCGGCGAGCGGCAAGACUCCAGGACAGCACGGGGGAUUCGUGGUUGCUGUCAAGCAAGAGCGCAUCGAGGGCCCGCGGGCAGGAGAGAAGGGGUCCCACGAGGAGGAGCCGGUGAAGAAGCGCGGCUGGCCCAAGGGCAAGAAGCGGAAGAAGAUCCUACCCAAUGGGCCUAAGGCACCGGUUACCGGCUACGUGCGCUUCCUGAACGAGCGGCGUGAGCAGAUUCGUACGCGCCACCCAGACCUGCCUUUUCCCGAGAUUACCAAGAUGCUGGGCGCGGAGUGGAGCAAGCUGCAGCCAGCGGAGAAGCAGCGGUACCUGGAUGAGGCCGAACGGGAGAAGCAGCAGUACAUGAAGGAGCUGAGAGCGUACCAGCAGUCCGAAGCCUACAAGAUGUGCACGGAGAAGAUACAGGAAAAGAAGAUCAAGAAAGAAGACUCCGGCUCCGGGCUCAUGAAUACCCUUUUGAAUGGACACAAGGGUGGGGACUGUGACGGCUUUUCCACCUUCGACGUCCCCAUCUUCACUGAAGAAUUCUUGGACCAAAACAAAGCUCGGGAGGCGGAGCUGCGGCGCCUGCGGAAGAUGAACGUGGCCUUCGAGGAGCAGAAUGCGGUGCUACAGAGGCACACACAGAGCAUGAGCAGCGCGCGCGAGCGCCUGGAGCAGGAGCUGGCCUUGGAGGAGCGGCGGACGCUGGCACUACAGCAGCAGCUCCAGGCGGUGCGCCAGGCGCUCACCGCCAGCUUCGCCUCGUUGCCGGUGCCCGGCACAGGCGAGACGCCCACGCUCAGCACCCUGGACUUCUACAUGGCCCGGCUGCACGGCGCCAUCGAGCGCGACCCCGCCCAGCACGAGAAGCUCAUCGUCCGCAUCAAGGAGAUCCUGGCCCAGGUCGCCAGGUGUGUUCCCUGUGAGCAUCUAUGAGGGUGUUGGCAGCCCCAUGGAUCCAGAGAAGACCAAGCUCCAGUCCCGCCCCCUCCCCCACCCCGUGGAAGAAGGGGUAGGGGUCCUUGUUUGGGGCCAGGCCCAAUCCUGCACCUUGGGGGCUCCAGCCCCCCUCGAAUUAAAUUUCUACAGCAUCCCUCUAGCUUUCAAUCUCCCCAGCACCCCAACUGAGAAAAGUCCCCCACCAUGCUCUGCAUACACACACACAACCCCAGGGCUUCGGAGGGCAGGUCACAACACGUGGAUGUGGGAACACUGCGCAUGGGCAGCAUAACCCAGGACAGGAGGAGAACCCACAGCAGCUCACACCCACUGUGGGGAGUCACCCUACAGCGGCUCUCCAGGACCAGCCCCCAAACAACAAGGCAGAGAAAACCCAUAGCCGACACACUGGGACUCCUGGCAGGUGUAACCAUAAGUGCCCACACAGGCUGGCACCCUGCAGGGACACACCCAUACUCUGGCAGGGGGCCCUCUGCCUGUCACCUUCACAUUCCUCCACUCCCACACUCAUUCAGCUGAGGGGCCCUCCUGGAGGCAGCCCUUUGACCACCACUCAAUCUGGACUUUUUAAAUUAAAAAAGUGGAAUUUGAA